AUGUAUUUGCAACAGUACGUUAGCACAUCUAUCUUAGUUUGUUCAUAUCUAUCUAUCUAUCUAUCUAUCUAUCUAUCUAUCUAUCUAUCUAUCUAUUCGUAUCUGGAGCACUCUAACAAAUUAAACACCUCCUCAUAUCUAUCUAUCUAUCUAUCUAUCUAUCUAUCUAUCUAUCUAUCUAUCUAUCUAUCUGUCGCAACAUUCCAUACAUUUUUCUCCUUAUCUAAGUUAUUAUCUCUAUUCUGUCCUCUUUACUCACGUUUUCAUCACUUAUUUACACAUGACCAGAAUCUCUCAAAUGGAAAACCCUUUCAAUUAAUUAUUCAUAUCUAUCUAUCUAUCUAUCUAUCUAUCUAUCUAUCUAUCUAUCUAUCUAUCUAUCUAUUUCAGACUCUUCAAAUCUAUCUAUCUAUCUAUCUAUCUAUCUAUCUAUCUAUCUAUCUAUCUAUCUAUCUAUCUAUCUAUCUAUCUAUCUCAGUCUAUUCAUAUCGAUCUGUCUCAUUCUGUUCAUGUUUAUCUAUCUAUCUAUCUAUCUAUCUAUCUAUCUAUCUAUCUAUCUAUCUAUCUAGACUCUUCAAACUAUUCAAAUCUAUCUAUCUAUCUAUCUAUCUAUCUAUCUAUCUAUCUCAGUCUAUUCAUAUCUAUCUAUCUCAUUCUGUUCAUGUUUGUCUAUCUAUCUAUCUAUCUAUCUAUCUAUCUAUCUAUCUAUCUAUCUAUCUAUCUAUCUCAGUCUAUUCAUAUCUAUCUAUCUCAUUCUGUUCAUAUCUAUCUAUCUAUCUAUCUAUCUAUCUAUCUAUCUAUCUAUCUAUCUAUCUAUGUUGUACGGGCGUCGGUCUGUCUAUCUAUCUAUCUAUCUAUCUAUCUAUCUAUCUAUCUAUCUAUCUAUCUAUCUAUCUAUCUAUCUCAGUCUGUUCAUAUCUAUUUUUUACACAAAAAAAUAUUGAUCUAAUUAUUUUGUCAAACAUUUUCAACUUCCCCUCUCUUUCUAUCUAUCUAUCUAUCUAUCUAUCUAUCUAUCUAUCUAUCUAUCUAUCUAUCUAUCUAUCUAUCUUCAGACAUACAUACACACACACACAUAUAUAUAUAUAUAUAAUAAUUUUACACCUGACAAUUGCAAAUGAGAUUUGUGCUAACGGUGAGGAAAAUAUUUACAAAUGUAGAUCUAUCUAUCUAUCUAUCUAUCUAUCUAUCUAUCUAUCUAUCUAUCUAUCUAUCUAUAUUUGA
Molecule: messenger RNA, 1224 nt
Organism: Acanthosepion pharaonis
Lineage: Eukaryota; Metazoa; Mollusca; Cephalopoda; Sepiida; Sepiidae
Source: the annotation of a GenBank genome assembly